AUGUUCUCUUUGGCAAAGUUAUCUUACUACACUUGCAACGAUGAAGAAAAGGAUUUUUACAACGUUUUGGAAACUUUAAAAAUUGAUAUACAACCCUGUUGUAUCGAUAUUAUGAAUUACCAGAAAAAAAAGUCAAAAUUAAAUAUUGAGGAUAAUAAUAUUGAAGUUAAAUAUAUGGAAGAUGAAGAUUACCCGAUGAGCGAAAAGGCCGCUGCAAGUGGUCAUUUAAUAUGUUUAGCGUUCACUGAAGUUUGCGGGUUCCCGUGGACACGAUCCGUACGCGCAAAUGCUGCUAAAAAUGUAAUUGAAUACAAUCGCUUUCGUUCAUUUGAUGAGGUCGUGUGCCAGGUAGCGGCCCUUAAUGGCCAACUGGAGUGUCUAGUAUACCUCCACAACAAUGGGUGUCUAUGGGACGAUAACACGUGUAAAGCAGCCGCAGAAGGUGGGCAUAUUGAUUUUGUUGAACGAGGAUUAUAAAAUGGAUCGACAAAAGAUUAAAUAUACAACACAAUUAGUUAUAAUAAGAAUACGUAAUAUUUCACUAUAACUAAAACACAUAACUAAGUAUGAAAAGUAAAUUGCCUUCUAACAAUGUAAGUUCUAUGCUUACGAAACAUACAUGACGUACACCUAGACAAUACUAAAAUGCCGUGCAUAGUACACUAAUACACAGCCUUAUAUACUAAUGAUCUAUUGACCCAUGGCUCACGCCAUUUUACAAGCUCUCUUAUUUGCUAAUUUAAUAUCACGCCAUAUGUGGUGUGAUUUAACAGAUUGCAAUAACAACUUACUAUGUUGUUGUUAUUGCACAUUAUAAUGCUACUUUUAUACAAUGUUAAAUUAUAUUCAACACACCCCCGUAAUUAAUAUUUUAUAUAAUCAUAAAAAUUAAAGUAAUUUUAACAACGAUAAUUUCUGCCUUAAUUUUUCAAACCUAUCCUUCGGAAGUGGUUUAGUGAAAAAAUCUGCAUAUUGUUCUUCUGUAUCUACGUACUGUAGUCGAAAUAAGUUUUCUUCAAACUUUUCCCUAAUGAAAUGAUAUCUGACGUCAAUGUGUUUAGUCCUCUUAUGAAACUCUGGAUUUUUCACUAGUCGUAUUGCACUUUGAUUGUCCACAUAUAAUGUCGGUUGUUCAUCCGUUGCGUUGUUGCAGAUUUCUUUGACUAAUCUGUCAAUCCAAAUCAAACCUUUGAUUGUUUCACAUGCCGAUAUAUAUUCUGCUUCUGUUGAACUGAGAGUUACUAUGGGUUGCCUUUGCGCUUGCCAUGAUACCGUAGAUAAUCCUAGCAUGAACAAAUGACCUGAGGUUGAACGUCUUGUUCCUAAAUCUCCUGCGUAGUCUGAAUCUGAAUACACACUUAAACAUAAAUUUACGUUAGAUUUGUAAUAUAGACCAAAUUUUGUUGUUCCUUUUACGUAACGAAUUAUUCGUUUUACCAUGGUCCAAUGUACCGUCGUUGGAUUGUUUAAAAACCUACUAACAUAGUUUACAGCGAAUGCUAUAUCUGGCCUCGUGACUUGAGAUAAAAAUAAUAAAUUUCCUACAGCCUGCCUGUAU
Aphis gossypii (cotton aphid) is the source of this 1558-nucleotide messenger RNA. RefSeq lists its product as uncharacterized. The record is from RefSeq and is a predicted model, not a curated record. The transcript has 2 exons. Lineage: Eukaryota; Metazoa; Arthropoda; Insecta; Hemiptera; Aphididae. Bases 1 to 477 code for a protein of 158 amino acids.